AUGGACUCCCCUGUCACCUUUUGGGAGCCUGCUGCUACACAUCUUCGACCUACGAACUGGCUGGCAUUACCUCUGACCCAUUGGUUUAUUCUUGGUCCAUGGGCAUCUCAGUGCAUCUUUCCCGCGAUUUGCCCAGAUAUGCGCCAUCUUCACAAAUACGGAAUGAGCGUUGACGAUGCCUUUCGUUUUCUGUAUCAAUUUUCUCGAGAGCCCUCUCUUCACUCAGGCUCUUCAACAUCCAUCCUGGAAAGCACGGCGGUUGAUGACUGGAGACAAGAACGACUUGAUGCGUCAAGCACAUUUGGGACUCAAGUGCAUGUUCAUCGUUGUCUACUCCGAGCACGUCUCCUUCAUUGUCUCCUUCAUACUCACUGCAUAGGCGGUGAGAAGAAACUAAUGGCUGGUGAAAGGUAUAAUACCACUGUCAAUGAUACUUGGAGAGCAAACACACGAGCAACUUUGGAGGCGUUUGUGGCAGUCACAAAUGAGCCAGGCGACAACGCGGCGAUUGAUGACGCACCGAGUGUGGCAGGAGGUGUAUUGAUGCCGAGGCCGCCUUGCUGUCGAGAUCCCGCGAGCACCGGAAAGACAACUUCGCCCUCCGCCUGCAGAUGGGCCGCAAUGCCCUUAAACUAUGAACAAGCCAAAGGCUGGCUGGCAGGGGGACUACAAGAGGCCCGAGCCAGCCAGCCUUGGACGAACAACCCGGGUUUUACACCCGGAUUAUUUGUCAAUGGCCGAAGUUCGAUGCCAUUCACAGACCUGGUGUUCAACGACAUACCAUCUCCUGACGAAGGCCGCAAAGCAGCCGAAAGUGAACAAUCCCCAGAACGAACUGCAAGGAAGCCAAAAGGAGAUAUUGACCGUCAAAAUGAAAUCGAGUUCCUCGACAAUCCUCUACGGUGUCUAAAACAAAACUGCCCACCCCCAGAGUCCUCUAAUACGCGCAACAGCAGAGCCGUUUUUACAACAGUCAUCAGGCCAAGGCUGGCAGGCAGGGGGACUACAAGAAUUUUCAGCCAAGCCGGUUACAGCAUAUCUACACCCAUCUCUCACUCUCGGCAUUCAAGGAACUCCGAAUGUUGCAGUGCAUCAACUACAUGUACACAAACCACAACACGAAUGAAGCUUACCGCUUAGUAAUCGCGAAAUACAAAACAAGACAUGGUUGACUUGUCGGAUAUGGGGAUUGUUUUGGCGGAUGAUGGGGAAGCGGCACAGAAGAAGCAUUUAAUGUACUGGCUAGUUCUCAACUUUCCUCGUUCAAUUUUAUACUCAUUGCGUUUUG
Molecule: messenger RNA, 1288 nt
Organism: Trichoderma virens Gv29-8
Lineage: Eukaryota; Fungi; Ascomycota; Sordariomycetes; Hypocreales; Hypocreaceae
Exons: 8
Coding region: 1-1140 (379 amino acids)
Source: RefSeq, a predicted model, not a curated record